Messenger RNA from Phycomyces blakesleeanus NRRL 1555(-), 1863 nucleotides. RefSeq lists its product as hypothetical. The record is from RefSeq and is a predicted model, not a curated record. NCBI's taxonomy places the organism in Eukaryota, Fungi, Mucoromycota, Mucoromycetes, Mucorales, Phycomycetaceae. The transcript has 7 exons. Gene Ontology annotation, cellular component: membrane. The annotation marks the transcript as partial. Gene Ontology annotation, biological process: proton transmembrane transport. Gene Ontology annotation, molecular function: antiporter activity.
GUUAUUGCUGGCAUUGUAUUAGGACCAUCCGUUAUGGGUCGUAUACCAGGUUUCAAAGACGCCAUAUUCCCCACCGCAUCUCUUCCUUUUAUCAAUCUUAUUGCUACCAUUGGCCUGGUCUUCUUUCUUUUCCAGGUCGGCCUUGAAGUCGAUCUCCGGGUAGUCAGGAGAGACUGGCGCAAGAGUAUCGCAAUCUCAUUUGCCGGAAUGGCCCUUCCAUUUGGCCUCGGUAUUGCUGUCAGUGUAGGACUCUAUAAACUCCAGGACGAUCCAUCAGUUCCAUUUUCUAGUUUCCUUUUGUUUUUGGGUGUAGCAAUGUCAAUUACAGCUUUUCCCGUACUUGCACGAAUUUUAGCUGAGCUGAAAUUGUUACGUACAAAAGUCGGUGCAAUUACCAUGGCAAGUGGGCUUAUUAACGAUUGUACAGCAUGGGUUCUAUUGGCAUUAGUUGUUGCCUUGCUAAAUUCUUCGGGUGGAAUCGAAGCUCUCUGGGUAUUCUUGACUGCAGUUGGCUACUCAUUGUUCUUGAUAUUUUGCGUUCGUCCAUUGUAUCGGAUGCUCUGUGUAAAAACAGGCUCUUUUCAAAACGGACCCUCUCCAUUCCUGAUGACUGUCACCCUCCUUAUUGUGCUAGUCUCUGCGUUUGUGACGGACAUCAUUGGUGUUCAUGCUAUCUUUGGUGGAUUCCUUGCCGGCGUAAUUGUACCUCACGAAGGAGACUUGGCUAUCAAGAUUACCGAAAAGAUUGAAGAUAUCAUCAACAUUGUCUUUUUACCUCUUUACUUUACUCUUUCUGGUCUCAAGACACAAAUCGGUCUUCUCGAUACAGGUGUUGUGUGGGGCUAUGUGAUCCUGGUCAUCUUCUUGGCCUGCUUUGGAAAAAUUGUUGGGUGUACGGCAGCAGCAAAACUGUGUGGAAUGACUACAAGAGAAUCGUUCACUAUUGGAUUCUUGAUGAAUUGUAAAGGAUUGGUGGAGCUUAUUGUCCUCAACAUUGGCCAUGAUGCUGGUGUUCUGAAUGAUCAAGUAUUUGUUAUUAUGGUUGUGAUGGCAUUGGUAACGACCUUCAUGACAACUCCUGUGGUCUUAUGGCUUUAUCCCGACGAACGUUUCACGAACUCAAAAGCUUCCAGCGUCAUACCUACGAUGGUAUACGAAGACACUGGAAAUGAACAUUAUUGCCUCGUUACAAUGUUGAACAGAGUCGAUGCUGUACCUUCCAUGAUUGCGCUCUUGCGCCUGUUAACCAAUCCUGUACAGGACGAGAAGGCAAAGUACCAAAUGAACCCAAAAAUUGACAUACAUGUCCUUCGUCUCCUGGAGCUCACCCAGAGAGCGUCCGAUGUAAUGAAAAUCCGAGAUCUGCGAGAGACCGAACGCCAGGACACAAUUUUGAGUGUGUUGCGUGCGUUUGGAAGUCUAAUUGGUGUAGACGACCUUCACACCAGACUUGACUUCUGCCCUUUGACUGGAUACAUCAAGGCCGUUUCAGAUUACAGCGUUCGAUCAGGAGCGGACAUGAUUGUACUUCCCUGGCCACCAACCCGCCAGAUACCACUAAUCGAGGGCACUCAGACUCAGUCCCAAAUGGAGACUUUUGGUGUCACAGCCGACCGACAGAAGUAUCCAAUGGCUGAUGUUGAAUACGCCAGUAGCGCGUUUAGUAUCUCCCACACAGCCUUGGGUUUGUUUAUUGAUCGUGGAUUUGGAGACUACCAAGACACUCGUUCCCUAUUUGAAGCCUUUCAGAUCGUUGUUCCAUUUGUGGGUGGACCUGACGAUCGUGCAGCAGUCCUUUUUGCUCUUCGUCUUCAGAGUGUUUACCCUGUUAACGUUACAGUCGUACGACUUGAAACAGAACCA